Messenger RNA from Punica granatum (pomegranate), 976 nucleotides. The record is from RefSeq and is a predicted model, not a curated record. Lineage: Eukaryota; Viridiplantae; Streptophyta; Magnoliopsida; Myrtales; Lythraceae.
CCGUUAGACCUCCGUUCCUUACUAACCAUCUAUAAAAACGCCAACAGAUCGCUUCGUUUCCUCCAUCUUGUCAUCGUUGUCUGAGCUAAGCUAGGGCAGCUUCAUACGGUGUGCCCUCUCUCCCUCUCCUCUCCUCAGCUCCCUCCUUCCGCCAUUCAGUUGUUGAAUCCUGUGACGUAAAACAUGGGGCUCUCUUUCACCAAGCUGUUCAGUCGGCUUUUCGCCAAGAAGGAGAUGCGAAUUCUUAUGGUCGGUCUUGAUGCAGCUGGUAAGACCACCAUCUUGUACAAGCUCAAGCUGGGAGAGAUCGUCACCACUAUUCCAACUAUCGGGUUCAAUGUGGAGACCGUGGAAUACAAGAACAUCAGCUUCACUGUGUGGGAUGUUGGCGGUCAGGACAAGAUUCGUCCUCUGUGGAGACACUACUUCCAGAACACCCAAGGGCUCAUCUUUGUGGUUGACAGCAACGAUCGAGACCGUGUGGUUGAGGCUCGGGAUGAGUUGCACAGGAUGUUGAAUGAGGAUGAGUUGAGGGAUGCAGUGCUCCUUGUAUUUGCCAACAAGCAAGAUCUUCCCAAUGCUAUGAAUGCUGCUGAGAUUACGGACAAACUUGGCCUCCACUCUCUCCGCCAGCGCCACUGGUACAUUCAGAGCACAUGCGCAACUUCUGGUGAAGGUCUAUAUGAGGGUCUGGACUGGCUCUCCAACAACAUUGCUAGCAAGGCUUGAGUUGUCGUCCACAUUCUUUGCGGGGAGUAGCGGUCGGAAUUAUUACCUGUGUUGAAGAAUUUUCUUACAAUGUUUUUCUGCCUGUGUUAUAUUAAAUGUUUAGCAUACAACAGAUUGAUUUUGCUGUGUAGAUUUGAAAUAAUCCUCGAGGAGUUUUACAUUUUAUAUCCAUGUUGAGCGACUCGAAAAGACAGUGUAUCCGCCCUCAAAAUUUCUGCAAAUUUAUUAUAUUGAUAUCUUUUGGUAA